ACUCGGGUUGGCUCGACUCGGAGCUCCGCGGCUCUCCGAUUUGUUCAAAGGAAACGCGUCCCAGCGGAUGAUAUCGUGAUUAACUGGGACUGCCGACAUUUGGAAAGGUCACCGGUGAGCGCAGAGACGGGAGACGCGUUUUAAAGCGCUGCAGAAGAAAAGGCAGAAGAAGGCGAAGCGGUAGGUACAUGUGCAGUGAGCUUCGGCUACGAAAGCAGUCCAGGGCACGAGCCAAAGGAGUACACACCCACCAGCAGACAGCAUUCUUCAACAGAUCCGGGACUGCGAUCAUCCGAGGCACUGAAACCAGCAGAUAAACUUCCAGAAAGAUCCUGUGCUCGCACUUGUAGACCCUUCAGCAGGCUGCAGUCAGAAGGCUCUCACACAGCUAAGCCAGUGACUCACCCCGUCUGCAUCUCUUGCUGAGCCAUUAUUACCAUGGAAACCCCGAGCCAAAAACGCACCAGCCGCAGCGCCGUCUCUCCGGCCCGCAUCACCAGGCUGCAGGAGAAGGAAGAGCUGUGCAACCUCAACGACCGACUGGCCGUGUACAUCGACAAGGUGCGCUCCUUGGAGUCGGAGAACGCCGGGCUGCGGUUGCGCAUCAGUGAGUCCGAGUCCUCGGUCACUCGCGAUCUGUCGGGCAUCAAGACGGCCUAUGAGACGGAGCUGGCGGAUGCCCGCAAGACUCUCGACCAGGUGGCCAAGGAGCGAGCACGCCUGCAGCUGGAGCUCAGCAAGAUCAAGGAGGAGCACAAAGAGCUCAAAGCCAGGAACGCCAAGAAGGAGUCUGACCUGGAGGCAGCUCUGGUCAGGUUGAGGGACCUAGAAGCCCUGCUCAACUCCAAAGAUGCUGCCCUCAGCACUGCCUUGGGGGAGAAGCGAACCCUGGAGGCAGAGGUGAAGGACCUCAAGGCCCAGCUGGCGAAGUUGGAAGUAAACCUGGCUGAUGCCAAGAGGCAGCUGCAGGAUGAGAUGCUGAGGAGAGUGGACGCUGAGAACCGCCUGCAGACCCUGAAGGAGGAGCUGGAGUUCCAGAAGAACAUCUACAACGAGGAGCUGCGUGAGUCCAAGCGUCGGUUUGAGUCCCGCAUGGUGGAGAUUGACAGCGGGCGGCAGCAGGAGUUCGACAGCAAGCUCGCCGAGGCUCUGAUUGACCUUAGAGCCCAGCACGAGGAGCAGGUCCGCCUCUACAAGGAGGAAAUCGAGAAGACCUACAACUCCAAGUUGGAAAAUGCCCGUCAGUCAGCUGACAGGAACAGCAACUUGGUGGGAGCUGCCCAUGAAGAGCUGCAGCAGACCCGGAUCCGAAUGGAGAGCCUGUCAGGCCAGCUGAGCCAGCUGCAGAAACAGCUGUCGGCAAGCGAGGCCAAGGCGCGGGAACUUGAGGAGGCUCUGUCACGUGAGCGCGACCUGAUGAGGCGACGGCUGGAGGACAAAGAUCGGGAUAUCACUGAGAUCCGAGCCCGGAUGCAGCAGCAGCUGGACGAGUACCAGGAGCUGCUGGACAUCAAACUGGCCCUGGACAUGGAGAUCAAUGCUUACAGGAAGCUGCUAGAGGGAGAGGAGGAGAGGCUGCGUCUGUCACCCAGUCCUCCACCCACAAAAGUCACGGUGUCACGGACCUCUGGCUCAGGCCACUCCCAGACCACCCGGGUGCACCACUCCUCCUCCGCCGCUGCCUCCAGCAGCCGCAACUCCUCUGGGACGAGCAUGUCAAAGAAGCGCCGCCUCAAUGACAAUGACAGCGAGACCUCCAGCGUGACAGGAAACACUGUGACCAAGACUCGCAUCAGUCAGCAAGCCUCGGCCAGUGGACGCAUCACGGUGGACGAGGUUGAUAUGGAGGGAAAAUACAUCCGCCUCAGCAACAAGGCUGAUGAGGACCAAUCACUGGCCAAUUGGCAGGUGAAGAGACAGGUUGGGAAUUCAACCCCCAUCGUCUACAAAUUUCCCCACAAGUUCACUCUAAAGGCCGGCGGGACUGUGACUAUCUGGGCUGCAUCUGGUGGUGGAACCCACAACCCACCCACUGACCUGGUCUGGAAGAGCCAGAACUCUUGGGGUACUGGUGACCUGCUGCAGACCUCCCUCAUCAGUGCUAAUGGAGAGGAAAUGGCCAUGAGGAAAGUGACCCGCACCCUGUUCCAUGACGAUGAUGAAGAUGAUGACAUGGGAGCUCACAGCACAAGCGGCGCAGACAACGAGUACAACCUGCGCAGCCGCAAGGUGAUCUGCGACUCCUGCGGGCAGCCGAAGGAGCGCAGCGGUGGUUGCAGCAGUCUAGGUGAAGGCCUCCCAGGACAUUCCUACUUCAUGGGCACCAAUGAGCCCAGACAGGGCCGUAUGAAGCCGGAGAACUGCUCCAUCAUGUAAAAACCAGACAGCACCUCACCUGAACCCAGCACCUCGUGCAGCCCACAGGGGAGAGUGAUUUUUCUAUCGUCGGGAUGUUUGUCUUUAUUUUUUUAUACGAUUGUCUCUUAUUUUGUAUUCAGAUUAUUCUGCGGGUUAGAUUUGCUUCCAGGUUUCGGCAGAGGGCGUAGGAUUUUCACAUAUAGCUUUCAAGUUUGUAUAUUCAGCUUAUUUUACUGCAUGUUUGCUGUUUGCUCGUGCUGCUCUCCGCUCUGCUUGCACACACGCGCGCGCACACACACACACACACACACACACACAGCUCCAGUGACCAGGGGUUGUGCUUCGAUCCGAGACAGGGUUUCACAUUUAAUGGCCAGGCUGUCAACACUCAACACGCACAGCUAGUGGACCCUAUCAGGAAAACAGCCGUACAGGCGAGAGGAGGAUGGAUCCUCUGGAGUCGGUUAAUCAUGUUUGUUUCCCAUCAAACAGAUCAAUUCGUUAUUUAAAGCCAAUGUUUACAACUAAAACAUUUUUUGGAGCAGUAUUGUGCUAUAUUUAUGGAUAAAAUAUUGUAGGAAAAGUCUCCAGAGAAAGCCAAAGCGAUGUAAGCUCAGGUUUUUUUUUGUUUGUUUUUUUCACCUUAGCCUUAAACAAACGGGGUGUUGAUAUGUUUUCUAUGUGAUGCUGUCGAGCAGCUGUGGUGCACACAGAGAAAAUAAGUAUUUGAGAUGAAUAUAUGUACACGGCUCGCUCCCCAACGAAUGUAUUCAUUAUGUUUUUUGGAAUGUUUAAAGAAAUAAGGGAAUUAUUGGGUAAUGUGUCUGGUUAAGUGCUUCUUGGCUUUGAGUGUGUUUAAUCAUGAUGGGAGAGAUUUAUUUUCUACCUGGGGGGAAUGUCAGCAGAAGGUACUGUUUUUUGAUAAAUUGGGUGUCAUAUAUAGAGAGUAUAUAUUAAUAGGCUCUGUUUCUAUUUGCAGUAGAUUUUGGACAUGACUGUUUAACAGAUUAGAAAUACAGACGUGCCUUCAGAGGCAACAUCUGCAGUUUGUUUUGUUUUUCCUGCUCACAUGCUUCAUACGGCAGUCUUGUGACUGUCAGCUGUCCUCCGAUCCGUGUUGCUCCUAAAAAACUGGUCAUAAGGGCUUUGAAUUUUCUUUCUUUCCUCUAAGCUUUACUGCAAAUCCCUUGAUGUGAUUUUGGGAUCUCGGUCAGACUGAGGGGUUAGUGUGACUUUGUAGCUUUGGCUUCACGCACUGCUUUUUGCCAGUUAUGCACAGCAGGUAGAUUUGUAGUCUAGUCUGGCAGCUUAACUCAUUUAUACUCCAGUGGAAAGCAUAUCAAAGCAUUUAUGGAAGAUACUUGAUAGCUGUCCUGACAUUGUUUUGUGUAUGUGGAGGUUUUUUUCUACUAUACUUAAAAAAAAAAAGAAAAAAGAAAAAGAGAAAAAAAAAAGCAAUUUCUGCAAAGUUUUAUUUUUUGGCCUCAAAAGGACAGUUCACCUCUAAAAUGAAACUUGUAUCCUCUGCCCUUUAAUGCUGUUUUCAUCCAUGUAGAUGGUUUUGGUGUUUCCAGGUUUGGAGACGGCUGCAGAGAUGUCCGCCUUCUCUUUAAUAUAAUGGAACUCAUGUUGUGGUGCUCAGUGCUGGAAAAUGCAUUUGAACAAACCAGAAAUCAUGACCUUGUUACUCAAAAAAAUCGACAGACCUUUUAUGAACAGUUUCUUGUAGGAACUACUUUCUAACUUCAUCCACCAACUGAAAGUAGCGUGCAGCUAGCUGACACGAGCUGCUCAUCAGUGGAAGAUGCAGAGUAAUGAAACCAUCAGAUGUAGUGUCGUACAAAGAAAGAACUUCCUGUAUCAACCUGCUCAGUAGUAUGACCCAGUCAUGACUUUUGGAAACAUUGAUGCUGAAUUUUCAAAUGUUUUUUUGGCACUUUUAAUUCCAACAUAUUCAAGAGAAGUCGAAUAUCUCUUCAAAUCUGGGCUAGAUUCACAGAAAAGCGACAAACAAAUAAGUAAACCUGACUAUGGUUUGAACUGUGCUUUUUAGGUAGUUUGAUGCUCAGAGUGUCUCAUGAAGUCACUGACAAUCAGAAAUGACGUCUACAGCAUAGAUGUGUAUUAACAUUGUAGUUGUCAAAUGUCUACAUGUAAAGUGAUGAAAAAUGAUUACUGUAGUUGUGCAGUAUAUUCACAACAUAAUGCUUCAGAUCAGGUCAUUGAAACGUCAGGGGUGUAAUUAAGAACCAGAAUAAUAAGGACUCACUACAACCACAGAUGCACACACACACUGAGGUCUUUGUAAACUCCAGCCUUCCUGCUCGAGUCUUGGUGGAGAUCUCAUGAAUCCUUUGAAGGGCUUGAGAUUUAAAGAUAUCACCCAAAGCCAUUAAUGCUAAAGGUUCUUGAAGUGGGAGUUGUUUGAGAUCAUGAAAUCAUUAAAGCCACACUUUGAUGCAAUGCAAUUUUUUUUCUAAAGCGAUGCUGAGUAAAAAGUAUUUUUUCCAGUGA
Messenger RNA from Oreochromis niloticus (Nile tilapia), 4872 nucleotides. RefSeq names its product lamin A. Gene Ontology annotation, molecular function: structural constituent of cytoskeleton. Bases 439 to 2376 code for a protein of 645 amino acids. Lineage: Eukaryota; Metazoa; Chordata; Actinopteri; Cichliformes; Cichlidae. Gene Ontology annotation, cellular component: nuclear lamina; nuclear envelope. The record is from RefSeq and is a predicted model, not a curated record. Gene Ontology annotation, biological process: nuclear envelope organization; nuclear pore localization; nuclear migration. The transcript is spliced from 14 exons.